Meloidogyne enterolobii is the source of this 1212-nucleotide messenger RNA. The record is from the annotation of a GenBank genome assembly. NCBI's taxonomy places the organism in Eukaryota, Metazoa, Nematoda, Chromadorea, Rhabditida, Meloidogynidae.
AUGUUGCAACAUCCUACUCAUCAUUUUCCCCAUCCUCCUCCUAAUCAUUUACCCAUUGCUGCAAAUAUUUCUCCACAAUUUGCUAACACUAAUGUGCUUCAAUCACUCUAUGCAGCCGUUGCUUCAGCAGCUUCAGCGGUUGCUUCAACAUCGAAUUCUGCUUCAAUAUCGAAUUCUGCUUCAGCAACGAAUUGUUCUUCGACUUCAAUUUCAAAACAGCCUUUAUUAAUGGAGAAUAUUAAACACAAAAAACAAAAGCUUCAACCUCCCUUAAAGAAAAGACGGGGAGAGAAGAGAAAAUCUUCCCUAAACAACGCUAUAAUCAGUAAAAAUAAAAAUUCUGCUACAACAACAACAAUGCCUACAAUGGAUUUAAGUUUGCAAAUAUUGCAGAAGGGACAGAAUGAGAGAGCGGUAAAGACUAAGAAGACGACCGUUAACAAUGAAGCAAAUCAAGAAGCAAAUCAGGAAGUCACCCCAAAUCGUUGUGAAAGUCUCUCCCCAUCAAUGGGCAAACUCAAUUCUUUAAUUACCAAUCUGUUAGCAAUCAAAGGGGGAAACAACAACAGCAACAAUAUCAAACAAGAACACAGUCCUGGUGAUGAUUAUGAUGGGAAUAAUGGAGGAGAGUCUUCUUCAGCUUCUGAAAGACGAAAUAAACGAAAAAUGCGUACUCCUGCACGUGCUGCAGAAGUUGCUGCAGCUUUGAUUAAUGAAAAGAAGCUUGGAAAUGUUGCUUCUGCUUCUAAUGAGAAUAAUAAUGGUUCUGUAACAAGCCAACCGUCGCCUGCAGUUUCCGAUUCACAAACUAGCAGUGGGGGAAGCAAUGGCAACAACAACGAUGAACAUCAACAACAACAUAUGGAUUUUGAAGCAAAUAAGGAUGAUGGUCCAUCAACGUGGAUGUGCUCUUCUUGUCAGGCAGGUUCUUUUAUUAAAAUAUCGCGAAAAUUUUUGGGCAUUUUGAAAGUAGGCAAAUUGUCUUUGGACAUUUUUGAGUGGGGGCCAAAUGGAAAUUGGACGAAAUGUCCAUUUUUCCUUAAAUGGACGAAAUGUCCAUUUUUCCUUAAAUGGACGAAAUGUCCAUUUUUACUUAGUUGGACAAAAUGUCCAUUUUUACUUAAUUGGACGAAAUGUCCAUUUUUACUUAAUUGGACGAAAUGUCCAUUUUUACUUAAUUGGACGAAAUGUCCAUUUUUACUAACUUGUUAA